UCCGGAUAUAACUGCAUUAUCAACAAACGAUUCGAAUAUAUAUUCUCAGCCAUCCAGCAUGGAGAGCAGAUCGACAUGGAAGAUUUAGUUGAUGAAGGUUUCGUGCCCCGUACUCUCCUCAUGGAGGCUGCGUCGACAGGUCAGAUAGCGAUGGUAAACCUCCUCAUGCAAGAAUACGGAGCAGACGACACCCUAGUCGCACCCGAUGGCCAAACCGCUCUGCGUCUGGCCGCCACAAACAAGCAACGCGAGAUCACGAUGUUCUUGCUUUCCCGACGUUUAGGCGCUUUCAAACGGAUUAAAUGUGGGUUAGUUUCUGUUCAUUCUUUGUACGGCAAUGGCUGACAACCCUCUUGUUUCCAGUCCGAUCGAGAAAAAGCCAUUAAACGCAUCAGAGUCAUGGCCUGGAAGCUCUAUGACGUCGG
Guyanagaster necrorhizus is the source of this 425-nucleotide messenger RNA. RefSeq lists its product as uncharacterized. The transcript has a single exon. NCBI's taxonomy places the organism in Eukaryota, Fungi, Basidiomycota, Agaricomycetes, Agaricales, Physalacriaceae. The record is from RefSeq and is a predicted model, not a curated record. Bases 76 to 345 code for a protein of 89 amino acids. Gene Ontology annotation, molecular function: protein binding.